Molecule: messenger RNA, 1923 nt
Organism: Acanthisitta chloris (rifleman)
Lineage: Eukaryota; Metazoa; Chordata; Aves; Passeriformes; Acanthisittidae
Gene: CLGN
Product: calmegin
Exons: 16
Coding region: 1-1923 (640 amino acids)
Biological process (GO): protein folding
Cellular component (GO): endoplasmic reticulum; endoplasmic reticulum membrane
Molecular function (GO): calcium ion binding
Source: RefSeq, a predicted model, not a curated record
AUGCACCUCCAGUGGGACUGGGUUUGCCUGGGUGUGCUGAUAAUCAGCUCAGUGAGUGCAGAGGUUGAGAACGAGGAAAGUCUGGAUGCAGAUGUUGAAGUGGAGGAUUUUGGCAAACAGUCCCAAGAAGCUGAUGCUGGCAGAGAGAAAUCUUCCAUAGAGGUUGUGUACCAGACUCCAGAGCCAACUGGGGAAGUGUAUUUCACAGAAACCUUUGAUGGAGGAUUGUCUGGGUGGGUGUUGUCGAAGACCAAGAAGGAAGACACGGAUGACGACAUUGCCAAGUAUGAUGGGCGAUGGGAAGUGGAGGAGCUGAGAGAAAACACAGUGCCUGGAGACAGAGGGUUGGUGUUGAAGUCUGUGGCGAAGCACCAUGCCAUAUCAGCAAUGCUAACAAAAGCAUUUACUUUUGAUAGCAAACCUUUGAUUGUUCAGUACGAGGUGAAUUUUCAGAAAGGCAUUGACUGUGGCGGUGCUUACAUUAAGCUUCUCUCCAGCAGUGAUGACCUGAACCUGGAAUACUUUUUUGACAAAACACCUUACACUAUUAUGUUUGGACCAGAUAAAUGUGGAGAAGAUUACAAACUGCACUUUAUCUUCAGACAUAAGAACCCUAAAACUGGAGAAUACGAGGAAAAACACGCUGAACGUCCUGAUGUAGACCUAAAAAAGUUCUAUUUGGACAAGAAGACACAUCUGUAUACUCUUGUGCUCAAACCGGACGACACGUUCGAAAUGUUGAUCGACCAAACCAUUGUCGGCAAGGGAAGUCUUCUGGAGAACAUGGUUCCUCCAGUCAACCCUCCCAAGGAGAUAGAUGAUCCCAGUGAUAAGAAACCUGACGACUGGGAUGAGAGACCAAAAAUACCUGAUCCAAAUGCUGUCAAACCUGAUGACUGGGAUGAAGAUGAACCUUCCAAAAUAGAAGAUCCUGAUGCUGUUAAGCCUGAGGGGUGGCUGGAUGAGGAGCCACAGUAUGUUCCAGACCCUAAUGCAAAGAAACCAAAGGACUGGGAUGAAGAAAUGGAUGGGGAGUGGGAAGCCCCUCAGAUUCCUAACCCCAAGUGUGAGGCUGCCCCUGGCUGUGGGCACUGGGUGCCUCCCAUGAAGAAUAACCCCAAAUAUAAAGGGAAGUGGAGAGCACCUAUGAUAGAUAACCCUAACUAUCAGGGCAUCUGGAGCCCACGGAAGAUCCCAAACCCAGACUACUUUGAGGAUCUGCACCCGUUCAGGAUGAGCCCUGUCAGUGCUGUUGGCCUGGAGCUGUGGUCCAUGACCUCCGACAUCUACUUCGAUAACUUCAUUCUGUGCUCGGAGAAGGAGGUGGCAGAUCGCUGGGCAGCUGAUGGUUGGGGGUUGAAGAAGUUGGUGGCGAGUGCUAAUGAGCCUGGGAUGUUUAGCCAGCUGGUGACUGCUGCAGAGGACCACCCCUGGCUCUGGGUUCUCUACAUCCUGACUUUAGCUCUCCCUGUUGGUCUGAGUGUGUUGUUCUGCUGGCCAGCAAAGAAAACAGAUGAAUAUAUUGACUUCAGAAAAACUGAAGCACCUAAGCAAAUUACAAAGGGAGAGCUAAAACAAGAGGGAGAGGAGCUAGAAGAUGAUGAACUAGAGGAAGAGAAAGAAAUGGAAGAUACUGCUGAAGAUGGUGAGAUGAAGAGAAGACAAAUGGAGGAGACAAAAGGAGAGUUUAUAAAGGAUGUAGAGAAGAUGGGAAGGGAGGCUUCUCUGCCAGAGGAUGAGGGCGAAGGUGGUGAAGAUAUGGAUGAAGAUGAAGAAAAUGAAGUUGCAGAUGGAAGUCAAGAAGAAGGUGAUAUGUCAAACAACUCUGAUUCAGAAGAUGAGGUAACACCUGCAGAGGCAGCUGGAGGCACUGAGGACGGGCCCCUGAGGGCCGUGCGCAAGAGGAGAGCGCGCAAGGACUGA